Messenger RNA from Chelonus insularis, 2435 nucleotides. It is a transcript of the gene Gclc, whose product is annotated as glutamate--cysteine ligase. Lineage: Eukaryota; Metazoa; Arthropoda; Insecta; Hymenoptera; Braconidae. Gene Ontology annotation, molecular function: glutamate-cysteine ligase activity. Gene Ontology annotation, cellular component: glutamate-cysteine ligase complex. The coding region runs from base 139 to 2037 and encodes 632 amino acids. The record is from RefSeq and is a predicted model, not a curated record. Gene Ontology annotation, biological process: glutathione biosynthetic process. The transcript has 7 exons.
GUUCAACGUCGAUAGUUUAUGCCUGAACGUCAUGUAGAGACGUUCAUAAGGCUUGUGAUCAGUAAUUUUCAUUCGUGUAUUUUGAUAAGUUCUCAUAAUUGUCAUUUGAAACUUAUUUGAAUUAUUAUUCAAUAGGUCAUGGGUUUACUUACUGAGGGUGAACCACUCUCAUGGGAAGAGACGAAAAAAUUGUCAGAACACGUGAAAAAACAUGGAAUCAUUCAGUUUAUUAAUUUAUAUAAAAAACUGAGAGAUCGACAAGGAGAUGUUUUAAAAUGGGGAGACGAGGUUGAAUAUAUGAUAAUCAAAUUUGAUGAUAACAACAAAACAGCUAAACUCAGCUUGCGGUCGGACGAAAUUUUAGCAAAACUUAAUGAAAAAGAAGAAGCUGAUCCAAGUGGAGUUAAAUGUCUAUGGCGGCCUGAAUUUGGUGCUUACAUGAUCGAAAGUACUCCAGGACAACCUUAUGGUGGACUAUCAGCUCAUUUUAAUAUUGUCGAAGCAAAUAUGAAAUAUCGUCGUCAGGAAGCAAUGGAACAAUUACAACCUAAUGAAAGAAUUAUUACAUUCACUAAUUUCUUGAGAUUGGGAUGUCCAAAUUCAACUGAUCCAACGUCGAAACCAACCCCAAACUCUGGGUAUCAGAGAAGUCUAUUUCUUUCUGAUGAUGCAGUAUUUCCUGGUCAUCCUAGAUUUAAAACUUUGGCAACAAAUAUUAGGCAGCGUCGAGGUGAAAAAGUCAUCAUUAAUGUUCCAAUCUAUAAAGAUGAAAAUGUUCCAAGUCCUUUUAGAGAAGAUUUAAGAGCAUUGGGAGAUGAUGGAUCGAGUGAAAAAGUUGCCAAAGAUGAUCAUGUUUACAUGGAUGCAAUGGGAUUUGGAAUGGGUUGUUGUUGCUUACAAGUGACAUUCCAAGCAAGUAACAUCCAAGAAGCUCGAACUCUCUACGACCAAUUGACUCCCUUUUGUCCCAUCAUGUUGGCUUUGACAGCUGCGUGUCCGGUGUAUCGUGGACACCUCACGGACAUCGAUGGCCGAUGGUUUGUAAUUUCCAACUCAGUAGAUUGUCGAACCAGAGGUGAACGAGGUCUUGAACCACUUAAAGAAAAUGAACGGAAAAUAAGAACUUCGAGAUACGGGGCUGUUGAAUCAUAUCUCAGCGAACAGGGUGCUAAAUACAAUGAUGUCCCUCUGUUGUAUGAUGAAGAAGUCUUCAAACAAUUGCUAGACAAUGGAAUAGACAGGCUUCUUGCUCAACAUGUCGCACACUUAUUUAUUAGAGAUUGUGUAUGUCUUAUGUCAACGCAACUGGAUCAGGACGACGAAGUAGAUACCAAUCACUUUGAGAACAUUCAAUCAACUAAUUGGCAAUCUAUGAGAUUCAAACCACCUCCACCUAACUCGUCAAUUGGAUGGAGAGUCGAAUUCCGUCCUUGUGAUGUACAACUUACAGAUUUCGAGAAUGCUGCUCUUGUUUGUUUCAUUGUACUUCUAUCUAGAGUUAUUUUGAGCUACAACCUAAAUCUCCUAAUACCAAUCAGUAAAGUCGAGGAAAAUAUGACUCGAGGAGUAAAACGAGAUGCUGUUAAUACUGAAAAGUUUUGGUUUCGAAAAGAUAUUACUUCCACUGCCGAUAAAAGUCAAUCAAUAGAAGAAGAGUAUGGAGAAUUUACUGUUAAUGAAAUAAUUAAUGGAAAAGAUGGUGUUUUUGUUGGUUUAAUGCCACUUAUUGUGUCUUAUUUGAAUAAUAUGAAUAUUGAUGCUGAUACUCAUUGUACUGUGCAAAGAUACUUAAAACUCAUUCAAAAACGAGCUGCUGGUAAAUUAAUGACUACAGCUUCAUGGCUUAGAAAACAAAUUACUACUCAUCCAGAUUAUAAAAAAGAUGCUAAAAUUACAGAACAAAUAAAUUACGAUAUACUCAAAAAAGUAUAUGACAUACAAACAGGUGUUCAAUCUUGUCCAGAAUUAUUAGGAUUUUGUACAACUUCAAAAACUACAGAAUCAGUUCCCACUGCAAUUGUUAAUGCUAUUAAAUAACCACAAUGUAAUUAUCGAAUUGAAGAAAACAAUAGUAUUGGAAUUUUUAAUUUAUAGAUAAAUAUUGUCUACCUCAGACAUUUGUUCAAUCGAUUUUUUACGAUGUCAAGUAGUGUUUAAACAAUAAUUUAAAAGCUUCAAGCAAGGGUCUAACUUUAUAAGAAAUUUAAUAAUUCGUAGAUCAAUGAAAUUAUUGAUGAAGUUAAUAUACUUUUUUUCAGUUAACAACUAGAAUACUUUAUAAUGUCUUUAAGACUAUAAUUUUUUUUAUCAAUUAUGAAUUACAGCAUUUUAUUUUUAUUGAAUUUUUUAUGUACAGUUAAUGAAUUAUUGCUAUUACUAAUGUACCCGUGAAAAUUCGGGUGAUGAUGUAAUGGAGUUUAACUUUUCAAAAUGAA